AUGUCUAUUGAACUGGUUUUGAGGUGUAGCAGGAGGACAAGGGGAGGUAAUGUGGUUAUUUCAUUCCUCCGUGGGAUCCUGAUGCUCAGCGGCCACCCCUUAUUGCUCAGGUGGCUUCCCUACUGUAGGACCAACAUUAUCGCUCACACCUACUGCGAGUUCAUGGCACUUGUCAAGCUGGCUUGUGCUGAGACCCUGGUCAUCCGAACCUACGGCCUCACUGUCGCCUUCCUCGUAGCAGGGUUGGACUUUCUGCUGAUCAUCUGUUCGUACAUCCUCAUCCUCCGGGCUGUGUUCCGCCUUCCCUCCAAAGACGCCCAGCUCAAGACCCUGGGGACAUGUUGCUCCCACGUUUGUAUGAUCUUGGUGUCCUACAUCCCAGCCUUCUUCUCCUUCCUCACACACAGGUUUGGGCACCACAUCACCCCCGACAUCCACAUCUUUGUGGCCAACAUCUAUGUCCUGGUGCCCCCUAUGGUGAAUCCCAUCAUAUAUGGGGUGAGGACCAAAAGGAUCCAUGAGAAAGUCCUCAAAUUCCUCUUCCCCAUAAAGUCCUAA
Molecule: messenger RNA, 558 nt
Organism: Tachyglossus aculeatus (Australian echidna)
Lineage: Eukaryota; Metazoa; Chordata; Mammalia; Monotremata; Tachyglossidae
Product: olfactory receptor 52D1-like
Exons: 1
Coding region: 1-558 (185 amino acids)
Biological process (GO): G protein-coupled receptor signaling pathway
Cellular component (GO): membrane
Molecular function (GO): olfactory receptor activity
Source: RefSeq, a predicted model, not a curated record